Echinops telfairi (small Madagascar hedgehog) is the source of this 1284-nucleotide messenger RNA. It is a transcript of the gene SPP1, whose product is annotated as secreted phosphoprotein 1. Gene Ontology annotation, biological process: osteoblast differentiation; positive regulation of bone resorption; cell adhesion. The record is from RefSeq and is a predicted model, not a curated record. The transcript has 5 exons. Bases 113 to 793 code for a protein of 226 amino acids. Gene Ontology annotation, molecular function: extracellular matrix binding. Lineage: Eukaryota; Metazoa; Chordata; Mammalia; Afrosoricida; Tenrecidae.
CUGGGAGCUCCGGAUUGUCAGCAAGCAGAAGAGGAGGCCGGGAGUGCAGCAGCAUCUCUCCUCCCACCGGUGGCAGCCUUCUCAGACAGACACCAGCCAAGGAAAACCCACCAUGAGGGCUGCAGUGCUUUGCUGUUGCCUGUUAGGCAUCGCCUACGCCCUUCCAGUUAAACACCCUGCAGAUUCUGGCAGCUCUGAGGAAAAGCAGACCUUCCCAAGCAAAUCCUAUCAGAGCCACGACCAGACAGAUGAUGUGGAUGCUGACGACAGUGACCACUCGAAGAGCCAGGACUCCGUGGAAUCCGAUGACUCAGAUGACGAUGAUCAUGCAGAUGAGCCGGACCAUUCUGACGAGUCUCACCAUUCUGACGAAUCUGACGAAGUCACCACUGAUGUCCCAGCAACCGUGCUGUUCACCUCAGCUCUGCCCACAGACUUCUAUUCUGAUGAUGGCCGCGGUGAUAGUCUGGGUUAUGCAGUGAGGUCAAAACUGAGGAGGAUCCAUGAAAUCAAGUUCCCGGAUGACUUCGCCUCGGAUGAGAAUGUCAAGGCCAUCUUUCCCAGCCAGGUCCUGAAGAAGGUUUCUUCUUCGGAGAGCCAGCAGCGAGACAGUCGUGAGACCAGGCAGCCAGAUGAUCACAGUGUGGAAACCCAGAGCCAUGAGCGGUCGAAAGAAUCAGCGCUGGAGACAGAGGUUGAGAGCAGCGAGCGUUCCGAUAGGCUCAACAGUCAGGAAAGUUCCAAAGUCAGCCAAGAAGCACAAAGCCAAGAAUUUCAUAGCCAUGAAGACUAGUACCACCCAGACCACAAGAGUACGGAAAACGCAGAAGGCCUGAAUUUUGCACUCCCAUGAGUUAGAGAGUGUGUCUUAUGAGGUUGUUUAGCAUGCUCUCUUAUUUUUGCUCUUAGUAAAUUGAAAAGAGAAAAGGAAAGGGUAUGGGAGAGAAUCAUGAUUUCUCAGCUUAGUGGAUGAAUGUACAUGUAUCUGGGUCUGGAAAUACAUAGAUGUUUGUUGUUGUUUCGUUUCGAUUGUAGCUUUGUGGCUAACACCCUUGUAAACUAAAUGGCUGCAAGGUUUGGCCUGUGUUCUUUCUCUAUAGGAAACUUUCACUGCAUCCUAAUGUUGGUUAUUCUUUUAUGAAUAGAAAUUUAUGUAGAAGCAAAGCUCACACUUUGACAUAAAUGUGAUUAUAUUUUAUCAUUAUAAUGUUUUUUUAAUUCGUGUAUAUUUUGUUGUGAUUAUUUUUUGUUUUGUGAUUAAACCUAUCUCAGACAGAAUGAGAA